AUGCACCCCGACAUUGAACGAGAACUCACCUAUUUGCUGCUCAUCGAGCUACUGGCAUACCAGUUCGCGUCGCCGGUGAAAUGGAUCCAGACGCAGGAUGUUUUGCUCAAGGACCUCAAAAUCCAGAACCUGCUCGAGGUGGGCCCGGUUAGCACACUGAUCAACAUGCUGAGGCGCACUCUGAAGAAUGAGGACUACGUGAUCCACGACAGUGCGUUGGGUGUACGGAGAAAGCUGCUCAGCUACCGCGAUCAUGCAGCCGACAUACAUCGCGGACUCACUCUCACAACAGAUCUCAAGAUAGAGACCGUUGAGGCGCCACAGUCUCUCUCACCUCGAGUGGCGCCUCUGCUGCCUUCUUCCCCUCCUGCGACAGAUGCGGAGGCUCCCAUUCUAGCGAGCAUCCCAGAUGCUUCCACUUCUGCCCAAGAAAUUGUCCUCGCAAUUAUCUCACACAAGCUUGACCGUAUGCUCGUGCCCGACGACCUGUGCAAAUCUGUCAAGCAGCUCUGCGGCGGCCGGUCGACCAUGCAGAACGAAAUCAUUGGCGACUUGGAGCGUGAGUUUGGAAGUCUGCCUGAGGACUCGGAAGGAAUUCAGGUUCAAACCCUCUGCGACAGGCUGCAGGUUUCGCCGGUAUUUUCGGGACAGCUGCGCCGUACAUCGGCGGCCAUGGUCUCCAAGAUGGUUUCGCUGAAAAUGCCUUCAAGCUUCCGCACGGCCCAGAUUCGCGCAUACCUGGAGCGCCGCUGGGGGCUUGGCCCUGGGCGCCAGGACGCGAUCCUCCUUUUAGCAAGCAGCAAGCUACCAGCGCAACGAUUGACCACGCCGGGUGAGGCCCAGUCACUUUUGGAUGGAAUUGUGCAGCCAUAUCUUGAUAAAAAGGGGCUGACUGCCUCCACUCGGGCCAUUGAUCCACCUCCUGCGGUUGCUGCAUCCCCAGGUACCCAGGCGCUCCAGCAGCAGGAGCCAGAGCCUCAACACUUGUCGGCGAUUGAGCUCUUUUCAAACACUGAUGCCGACCUCGAACGUGAUAAGCGCAUCGCCACCCUACAGGGAGAAAUCGAUUCGAUCGUGGCCGAGUUGGGCGACGAGCUGAUCGCAGGCGUGCAGCCACAGUGGUCGGCAUCCCACGUCCGCCACUACGACUCGUACUGGAAUUGGAGUAUCCAGGAUCUCCAUGACACUUUGGGUAAAAUCUUCCAGGGCAGAGCUGGGAUCGACGAUCCAUGGACAUGCUAUCAGGCGCGGCUCAUCGUCAAUCGUGCCUGCCCCCGGCUAUUCAGUGUCGUAGAGUACCUGCAUCGCCAGGUUCUCGACGGAGUAUUUGAGGGAAACGUCGAUGCCGCAGCGGCGUUUCUGAAAGCGUUGAUGACCUCCAGCUCUGACUUGGAAUGUCCUCCAACAAUUCAGCCCUUUGCGCUCCAUGUGUGUGAGCGGUUAACAGCGCCUCGCACCAUCGUCAAACUUAACGGGGAUAUUGAAUACCGCGAGGUCCUUCGCACGGCGAACAGCGGAGAUCACCGCAUCACGCUCAGCGUGAAACACGGCCAGGGCUGGGUUGUUGACGAGCAUCUCACUGCCAAUUUUGCACAGAAUCUCGAGGAUGCAAGCAAUAGCACUGCUGAAACUCCUUCAUUUGCCUCCAAGGUCGUCCUCCUAAUUGGGGCCAGCCGCGGCUCAAUUGGGUCCGAGAUCCUGCCCGGCCUUCUGGUCGGUGGCGCCCACGUUAUCGUCACGACUAACCGCUUCAUCCCGGAGACGAUUUCCUUUUUCCGUGACUUGUAUGUUUCACACGGCGCGCGCGGGGCUCAGCUGCAUGUCGUCUCAUUUAAUCAGGCUAGCCAGCAGGAUGUGCAUGCUCUUGUGGACUGGGUCUAUGACACGCUCGGGCUGGAUCUCGAUCACAUCAUCCCAUUUGCCGCCAUGUCUGUAGCGGGCCGUGAGGUCGAUGGUAUUGACGCUCGUGCUGAACUAGCGCAUCGCAUGAUGCUGGUCAACGUGCUUCGGCUGCUUGGCCAGGUCGCGCAGCAGAAGCGGAAGCGCGGAUUCAGCGCGAACAUCACUCAGGUUCUCCUGCCUUUGUCACCGAACCACGGCGUCUUUGGUGGUGAUGGUCUAUACGCAGAGUCAAAGAUUGGAUUGGAGCCCCUAUUCACAAAAUGGUCGUCUGAAAGCUGGGGGGCGUAUCUCUCUAUUUGUGGGGCGUCGAUCGGAUGGACACGGGGCACAGGCUUAAUGAAGGUCAACGAUCUCGUCGCUGAGGGGAUAGAGAAGAUGGGGAUUCGCACAUUCGGAGUCAAGGAGAUGGCACUACGCCUGCUGUUGCUCAUGGCCGCACCGGUUGCAGAGCGAUGUGAGACUGCUGUGGUGUACGCAGAUUUAACUGGGGGGCUGGAUCAGCAACCCAGUCUCCAGGAUAAACUGGUGGCGCUAAGAGAGGAAAUGCAGCAGGCGAGUGCCGCUCGGAAGGCUGUUCUGGAGGAUCAAAGGCUGGAUGAUGGUGUGAAUACCGCAGUUGAUAACGACCGAGGUCCUGUGCCGCCACCUCUAGCCAACCUGCAGCUGCAGUUCCCCGAACUCCCAGACUAUGAGACGGAGAUUCGUCCACUUGCGGCCAAUCUGCGUGGGAUGGUUGAUCUCGACCGCAUCGUGGUGGUUACUGGUAUUGCAGAACUGGGACCAUAUGGCAGUGCGCGGACACGAUGGGAGAUGGAGGCAGAAGGGCGGUUCAGUCUGGAAGGCUGCAUCGAAAUGGCGUGGCUAAUGGGGAUGAUCCGGCACACUGCAGGCGAUGUGGACGGGAAAUACUACAAUGGAUGGACAGACGCAAUCACGGGCGAACCUGUGGCUGACAUUGAGGUCAAAAGUCGCUACGAGCAGCGCAUCCUGGCGCAUACGGGAAUUCGUCUUGUGGAGCCGGAGCUGGACAUUGGCUGGGGAUCUGACCCCACGCGCCGCCGGCUGCUACAGGAGGUGAUCUUGACAGAGGAUAUGCCUCUCAUUACGAUGUCAAAAGAGCUUGCGCAGCAUUUCCAGGCCGAGCAUGGUGAUCACGCUGACAUCUUCUACCCUGCCAACACCAAGAAUCGUGGAGACGAGGAGGAGGAUGUGCGUAUCCGUCUCAAGAAAGGGGCCACCAUCCUGAUUCCCAAGGGUUUACCAGCUGCCCACGCCGUCGCCGGGCAGAUCCCAACAGGCUGGAAUCCAAAGACGUACGGUUUAUCAGAUGAGAUCAUCUCGCUGGUCGAUCGAGUCACACUGUUCACGCUUGUCUGUGUCGCGGAAGCCCUAUUUUCCAGCGGCCUGACUGACGCAUACGAGCUCUACCGCUACAUCCAUGUUUCGGAGCUAGGUAACUGCAUCGGGUCCGGCGAGGGACCUCUGAACGCCAUUAAACGGGUCUUCCGCACGCGUCACCAUGACCUUCCCGUUGCCUCGGACGUACUCCAGGAGACCUUCCUGAACACGGCUCCCGCCUGGGUCAAUAUGCUGCUGAUGUCGAGUUCGGGACCUCUGCGUACCCCUGUCGGUGCCUGUGCCACAUCCCUGGAGUCACUUGAAUCCGGUUAUGAGCUGAUCUCCACGGGUAAAGCCAAGGUAUGUCUGGUUGGAGGCGUUGACGACCUGGAACACGAUAUUGCUGUCGAGUUUGCCAACAUGGGCGCGACCUCGAAUCCGGCCAAGGAACAGGCACAGGCCCGCACACCUGCAGAAGCAUCACGCCCCACUAGCUCAACUCGUGAUGGUUUUGUCGAAGCACAUGGUGCCGGUGUCCAGAUCCUCACCACUGCCCGGCUUGCCCUUGAUAUGGGCCUGCCGGUACACGGCGUCAUUGCAUGGGCAAGUACAGCCAGCGACAAGGCGGGCCGUUCCAUUCCUGCACCAGGGCAAGGUCUCCUGACCCAAGCGCGUGAGACCAGUCAUGGUGCGGUGCAAACGCCACUGCUAAACAUUUCAUACCGACGGCGCCGGCUUGAGCAGCGGCUGCGGCAGAUCCGCGACUGGGAAGACUCCGAAAACGAUGCCUGCCAGCAAGACGAAGCCACAGGAGACAACGUCGAACGAAAACUUCUGGCCGAUGAACGGCGACACUGGAUCGCUAGCGAGGCCACACGGCAGCACAAAGAGGCUCUUGCCACCUUCGGCCACCAGUUCUGGCACGGCGAGUCGAGCAUUUCUCCCAUCCGGGGAUCACUCGCUGUGUGGGGACUGACAAUCAACGACCUAGACUUUGCUUCCUUCCAUGGCACAUCGACUGUGCGCAACGACUUGAAUGAGACGGACGUGAUUCAGAAACAGCUGGCCCAUCUGGGUCGCGAGGAAGGACACUUGCUCUACUGUAUCUUCCAAAAAUACCUCACCGGGCAUUCCAAGGGAGCGGCAGCCGCCUGGAUGCUCAAUGGCUGUCUGCAGACCCUCAACUCGGGUCUGAUUCCAGGCCAGCGCAACGCGGAUAACAUUGACGAGCGACUGCGGAACCGAAAAUCGUUGUUUUAUCCCAGCCGGACUCUAUACAAGCGCGGACUGAAGGCAUUCUCAGUUACCGCGUUUGGGUUUGGGCAGAAGGGAGCCCAGGCUUUGGGGGUGCAUCCGCGAUAUAUGUUUGCGGCGGCGACUGAAGAGGAAUACCAGAAUUAUUGUAUCCGGGUUAGAGAGAGACAAAAGAGAGCCUCGCAAGCAUGGGCAAAGGCUGUGGCAAUGCAGACAAUCUGCGAUGUCAAGGAUUUGCCGCCAUGGGGAGAAAGGAAUGAAUCGGCAAUUAUGUUAGAUCCCCUCGCGAGGUUAUGA
Penicillium oxalicum is the source of this 4791-nucleotide messenger RNA. RefSeq names its product Fatty acid synthase subunit alpha. The transcript has 2 exons. Gene Ontology annotation, biological process: long-chain fatty acid biosynthetic process. Gene Ontology annotation, cellular component: fatty acid synthase complex. Lineage: Eukaryota; Fungi; Ascomycota; Eurotiomycetes; Eurotiales; Aspergillaceae. The record is from RefSeq and is a predicted model, not a curated record. The coding region runs from base 1 to 4791 and encodes 1596 amino acids. Gene Ontology annotation, molecular function: holo-[acyl-carrier-protein] synthase activity; 3-oxoacyl-[acyl-carrier-protein] synthase activity; 3-oxoacyl-[acyl-carrier-protein] reductase (NADPH) activity.